AUGGCUCCUCUGCGGCUCUUGGUCGACCUUCGCGACAGCGACGAAGACGAGUAUCCCGUCAUCACGGACGAGAAACGCAUCGACAAGGAGACGUCUUCCAUGGACAAACCCCCUCCGUUGACAAAAUCGACAACACGGACAGGGAGACGAAACAACAAAAGCGGGGAUCCUGGCUUGCACGAAUGGCACAUUUGUGGACAAAAAUACUGCGCUGGAAAGAAAACAAACAAAAAACCGGCCACUACCGCCGCCCAGCCACAAUGGCCGCCGCGUCCAUUCACUGACCGCACGGGCGUCACCAAACGCAAGAUCGCCGCCAUCCUCUGCUCGUAUGUGCAGCCGGACUGCGCGCUGUCGGAGGACGUCGUGGCGAAUAGCAUUCUCGCGCUGAUCCCGGAAGACGCAACGGCGUCGAGGGACGUGAAGAGCUUUGUUCGGAUUUGCGUUGAUCUUGCUGAACAAAUCCCGUACCAUCAUCCGUCGCAGCUCAAGCUGGCCAGGCUGCUGAGGGUACUGGGAGAGUCGCCCACAUUUCUGAGCCAGCAUUGGCUGGGGUCGGAAAAGGAAGAAAUUGUGCUGCUGCCUCAUCGCCUGCUAAUGGAUAGGCUUUUCGCCCCAGCAGUGCUUGACGCGGCCUUUCCCGACGACUACGUCAAUGCCAGUGCCUUCAGAGCCAAGCUAUGCGCCAUGUGUACAUGGGGUGCCCCACCCGGCCCGGGGUUCGACAUCUUUCGCGACCUCUUUGAGACGGACAAACAAUAUAGUUCCGCGUUUGUGAAGAACACCCUGGUCAAGGGAGCAGCGCAAUGGGUCCUUUGGAACGGCCACGGCAUGUUCAGCUACAUUCUAUACGACCAGGACGGCGACGGAAGGUUUGUGGCCAAGGUUGGCAAUGCAGCGGGCCUGCCCCCUUUCCAAGCUCGUUCUGUGGAACGGUGGCGGUACUGGGCAUCAAAGUUUGAGGAGGUCGGGACCUGGUCGGAUGCCACGGACGAGUGCAAGGACUUGGCCGCACGUGCAGCGAGGAUCAUGCAUGCCUUGGCGGAGAACAUGGUAUUUGCAGUUUGA
Molecule: messenger RNA, 1068 nt
Organism: Sporothrix schenckii 1099-18
Lineage: Eukaryota; Fungi; Ascomycota; Sordariomycetes; Ophiostomatales; Ophiostomataceae
Exons: 3
Coding region: 1-1068 (355 amino acids)
Source: RefSeq, a predicted model, not a curated record